AUGAUGACAAAGAACUACCAAAAUAUUCUGGCACUGAAGUUUGCUGUCAAGGAGAUCAAUGAGAGUCCGAAGGUAUUGCCAAACAUCACUCUUGGGUUCCGCAUCUAUGACAGCUAUUAUGAUGAGUGGAUAACCUAUCACAGUACUCUGAACUUGCUCUUCAAAUCCAAUAGAUUUGUCCCCAACUACAGAUGUGACACUGAAAAGAGUCUAAUUGCGGUCAUUGGAGGAGUUAGCUCUGAGAUCUCCUUUCAUAUUGCAGAUAUUCUAGAGCUCAACAAGAUUCCUCAGCUCGCAUAUGGGUUGCUUGCCCAAGAGGAGAAGGAGACAAGACACCCCCCUUCCUUUUACCACAUGGUGCUAAAUGAAGCCCAUCAGACCACGGUGUUACUUAAACAUUUCAGGUGGACUUGGGUUGGGCUUUUCAUCAUGGAUGAUGACAGUGGAGAUUAUUUCUUGCAUGUUCUGGAGCCAUUACUUACCCAAAAUGGAAUCUGUUUAGCCUUCAUAGAAAGAAUCGUAACCAGAUCUGUUAUAGUGAGUGUUGAUUAUCUCAGUUAUCUAAGUUCCAAAGCAUACCUUCCUUUCACAUAUAGCAAACCAAGUACAUUUAUCCUCUAUGGGAGACCUACUACAAUUACCUGGCUGAUGACUUUAAUAUCCUUUGAAGGUGCUGCUAAGGAAAAUGCUCCAUUUAAAAAGGUGUGGAUUAUGACUGGCCAGGUCGAUUUUGCAUUGACAGGCCUCCAAAGGAACUGGGAUUUUCAGUUCUAUCACGGUGCUGUUUUCUUCACAAUUCACUCAGAAAACCUUGAAGGUUUUCAGAAAUUUCUCCAAAAUAUGAAAUCUUACUGGGCCCAAGGAGAUAGUUUCCUCAAGCAGUUCUGGGAACAAGCAUUUGACUGUUCAUUUCCAAAGACCCAGGAAUCGAUGGAACUCAAAAAGACAUGUUCUGGGGAGGAGAAUCUUGAUGAUCUUCCUGGGUCUGUUUUUGAAAUGAGCAUGACUGGCCAGAGUUAUAGCAUCUAUAAUGCUGUCUAUGCCGUGGCACAUGCUUUGCAGUCCAUGUACUCUUCCAGAUCCAACCACAGAUCGAAGCUUCAUCCAUUUCUUCAAGGAAUUUUGUUUAACAAUUCAGCAGGCGAAACAGUAUAUUUUAAUGAUAACAAGGAAAUGGCAGCUGGAUUUGAUAUAAUGAAUGUGGUCACCUUUCCAAAUAAUUCCUUCUUGAAAGUGAAAGUUGGAAGAGUGAAUCCCAAUGCUCCCAAAGGACAGGAGUUCAUCAUUCAUGAGGAUCAAAUUGUGUGGCCUCAACUGUUCAACCAGGUGCUCCCUAGUUCUGUCUGUAAUGACUACUGUCAGCCUGGUUAUCAUAAGAAAAAGAAAGAAGGGGAGAAAUUUUGCUGCUAUGAUUGUGCUCCAUGCCAGGAAGGGAAGAUUUCAAAUCAGAAGGAUAUGGAUGACUGUGUCCAAUGUCCAGAACAUCAAUACCCGAGCAUGGAGCGUGAUCGAUGUAUGCCCAAGAUUAAAAGUUUUCUGUCUUAUGAAGAGCCUUUAGGGGUGACUGUGACUUCCAUUACUUUUUCUUUCUCCCUGGUCACAUGUCUGGUUCUAGGAAUUUUUAUUAAGCACAGAGAUACACCCAUUAUCAAAGCCAACAACCGCAAUAUCACCUACACUCUUCUCAUUUCCCUUCUCCUGUGCUUCCUCUGUUCCUUGCUAUUCCUUGGACAACCAAGCAAGGUCACCUGCAUCCUCCGGCAAUCCACUUUCAGUAUCAUCUUUUCAGUGGCUAUAUCUUGUUUGUUGGCCAAAACCAUCACUGUGGUUGUAGCUUUCAUGGCAACCAAACCAGGGUCCAACAUGAGGAAAUGGGUGGGGAAAAAACUGACCAUUUCAAUUGUCCUUUUCUGUUCUCUUCUUCAAAUAGUCCUUUGUAUGGUGUGGCUCGGAACCUCACCCCCCUUCCCUGAUUUGGAUAUGCACACACUGACUAAAGAGAUCAUAGCAGAAUGUAAUGAAGGGUCAGUAAUUAUGCUUUAUUUCGUCCUGGGCUACAUGGGACUCUUGUCCCUUAUAUGCUUGACUGUGGCUUUCCUAGCUAGGAAGUUGCCAGACAGUUUCAAUGAGUCCAAGUUCAUCACCUUCAGCAUGCUGGUGUUUUGUAGUGUUUGGUUAUCAUUUGUUCCAGCUUAUCUGAGCACCAAAGGGAAAUACAUGGUAGCUGUGGAGAUCUUCUCUAUCUUAGCUUCCAGCACUGGGUUGUUAGCUUGUAUCUUUUCCCCCAAAUGCUAUAUCAUUCUGUUUAGGCCUGCAUUGAACAACAGGGAACAGCUAAUACUGAGAAAGAAAUAA
This is a messenger RNA of Eublepharis macularius, 2355 nucleotides long. Its product is annotated as vomeronasal type-2 receptor 26-like. The coding region runs from base 1 to 2355 and encodes 784 amino acids. Gene Ontology annotation, molecular function: G protein-coupled receptor activity. Gene Ontology annotation, biological process: G protein-coupled receptor signaling pathway. Lineage: Eukaryota; Metazoa; Chordata; Lepidosauria; Squamata; Eublepharidae. The transcript is spliced from 5 exons. Gene Ontology annotation, cellular component: membrane. The record is from RefSeq and is a predicted model, not a curated record.